Dentiscutata heterogama is the source of this 1143-nucleotide messenger RNA. NCBI's taxonomy places the organism in Eukaryota, Fungi, Glomeromycota, Glomeromycetes, Diversisporales, Gigasporaceae. The record is from the annotation of a GenBank genome assembly.
AUGGUUGAAGAUGAAAUUAAGCUUAAUGUUGCUCGCAAAAUGCUUUUAAAAAACGAAUGUGAUAGUGAUGAUGAUCUCCAUGUGGGAUCAAAUUGUCGUUUUUUGCAUUUUUCAAAUGACAAAGCAGAGAUUAAAAAGAGUGAGGAAUCUCAAUUCGGUCUUUUAGAAGUCGUUGAAAGAAAAGAUAAUAAAUUUAUUUUACAUAUUAUUCAAAAAAAUGAAUUCGACUUGACUCAAUUAAGGUUUGAAAAGGGAUUCAUGUUUAACAAAGAUGGUUCUGUAACAAGCGCAUCCGCUCAAGCAUUCGAAAUUAAUCACAAUGAAAUUAAGAUAGAAAAAAAAAAGUUUCAAUAUGAAGGUAUACAUGAAUGCAAACAUGAAACAGCCACAGAAUGUAAACGAUCCCUUAUAUUUGAUGUAAAGCUUUCAGCCGAUUAUUCAGAAUGGAUUUCUGCAUCUAUUGGAUUAUCGCAUGAAAAUUCAAGCCAAACACUUAAACAACACAUGAAGUAUACCAAACAUUCAUAUGAACGGAUAAUAAGAGGAGUAAUAUCUAUUUCAGAUAAAGUUAAAGCAGUAAAAAAUUUUACUGAGGAUAUUAAAAAUGUUGUGAAUGAUAAAACCCAUGAUAACGAAAAUGAUAAAAUAAGUAAACUUUGUGAAAUAUCGGGAAAAUAUGGCCACUUUUAUGCACGACGUCUUAUUUUAGGUGGGACUAUAAUAAGGCAUGAAGAAUAUACUAAAAAUUCAGUCGAAGAUUCUAAGACCAAAACCACUAAUGCACAAACUGGUGUUGGAAUAGCUAAAGACAUUUUUAAGGCUAAAGCUAAUGCCACUUAUGGUAAUAAGGAUAUGUAUACCAGUUAUCAUAACAAUACAAAAAAUUUCGAAACAAUUAUUGGUGGAGCAGACUAUUCACAAGAUGAUAAAAAUUCUUGGACACAGUCUCUUAAUGAUGCAACUAAAUGGAAAAUAAUUGGAUACGAAGAAGUUCAUUCAUUAUUUGAACUAUUAGAGGAUAAACUGAAAAUAAAAGUGUUGAAUAUCAUGGGUCAUCAAAUUUUAGAAGCCAAAGUCGAUGAAAUCCAUUUCAACAUUAAAGAAUAUGAAACCAAUAAGGAGCCAUAUAUCCAUAAUUUGUUG